GCUGUCUAACAUAGCAAGUGUCAGCAGCGUGUCCCAUACUACAGAGAUAAGACUGUAGGCUUAUGCAAUGCUAUAUAUAUUAAGUUGCUAAAUCAAUUUUAAAAUGUUUUUCAGGUUCUAAAUGGCUUCUAAGAAGUUGGGGUCUGACUCUCAUGGGCCUUUCAGUUAUCUCGAUGACAUCCCAUUUAAGAUAGGAGACAAAUUUAAAACCCCUUCGAAGGUUGGAUUACCCAUUGGUUUCUGCCUGCCUGAUUCUUUUCAGCUUGUCAGAGAAGCCCAGUAUGACUUCUUCCUGGAAAAGAAAACAAUCAAGUGGGCUGAAGAUAUCAAAAAAAUUCAAGCUGCCCAGAGAGAAGCUGAACACAAGGCAGAAGAAGCAAUAGCAAACCCAAAAGCAGCCCCAGAGGACAGCAACAGAAUGGGGUUCUCAGAGGGACCUUGCCCUGAGGCCAUGCCUCCUCCUAUCAACCCUGUCCUCGCUGGUCUGCAGCACAAUAACAUUCUUACUCCCAUGCCAGCCGACAGCAGUGCUGUGAAGCAAAAAGUUCUUAGUCCACCUCGCCCCAAAGCAGACUUCAACCCAGCUGAUUUUGAAAGUGAAGAAGACCCAUUUGACAAACUGGAAUUAAAAACUAUCGAUGAUAAGGAGGAGUUAAAAAACAUUCUGGAAAUCCAUGUCGGUACUACUGGGCCAGUUGUUGCCCAGCUGUUAGACAGCAGUUUGCCCAAAGGAGGGUCUGAGUCUGUGUUGCAAGAUCAGGAGGUUCUGGCAUCCAUAGAAAGGGCCACGUUGGACUUCAAGCCCCUUCACAAACCCAAUGGCUUUAUCACUUUACCGCAGUUUGGAAACUGUGAAAAGAUGUCCUUGUCUUCCAAAGUGUCCCUGUCCCCUAUCACUUCAGUAAGCAAUAUCAAAUCCCUAUCCUUUCCUAAACUUGACUCUGAUGAGAGUGAUCAAAAAUCACCAAAGCUCAUGAGCACUUUUCACAGCACUACCUGUCUCCACAACAGCACUUUUCUCAGCCCUUUGCAGGCCUGUGCUCAGACUAAAGCUAGCGAACUGAACGGACACCAUGUGGUUGGUCUUUCUGCUUUAAACGAGAACAGUGGCAUGGAGACAUCAACAUUAUCCUCUUCAACCAGGCUGCCUUCCCUGGCUGUGUCAACAGUUUGUACGGAAGAAGAAUCGUCUCAAAGCACAGUGACCACGGUACACACAGACAACAAGGAAACAAAAAUGCCUAUGGUAAUGCACCAAAACCUCCCAGCAUCUCAAGUGCCCAAUAACACCAGCUGCGCAACGCAGUCAGGUGGCCCUGCUCCUGACAUACAGCAGGCCCUCUCCGCUAGUGAGAGGCAGUGCGUAGAGACCAUCGUCAACAUGGGGUAUUCGCCUGAGAAUGUCCUGAAAGCCAUGAAGAAGAAGGGACAGAACAUAGACCAGGUUUUGGAUUACCUGUUUGCACACGGACAGCUUUGUGAGAAGGGCUUUGAUCCACUUCUUGUUGAAGCAGCUUUGGAAAUACAUCAGUGUUCAGAGGAGAAGAUCACAGAACUUCUCCAACUAAUGAGUCAAUUUAAAGAAAUGGGCUUUGAACUAAAAGACAUUAAGGAGGUCUUAUUAUUACAUAACAAUGACCAACACAAUGCUUUGGAAGAUCUAAUGGCCCGUGCAGGAGCCAGCUGAAAACAUAUUCCUGGGAUCUCGCAUGCCAACUUCACAUCCAAUGUGACUUGCUCUCGGCAGGAAGGAGUCCAACUUUUCACACACAUGGGAGAGUGACUGAGCAAGCCUACCUGCGUGCAUCACUACAGCAUUUCUUUUUCCACUGGGAGGCAACUUUAUUUCUUAAAUUAAAUUUUUAAAGUGUCCUUUCCUAAGUUUCCUUUUUUUUCCAGCUUGGCCACAGAGAGUUUAAACUGCCCAGCCGCUACUGGAAUUGUACAUAGGCAGAGACCGGAGUGGUUCCUCCCACUGUUGCAGUGGAGUUAGACAGAAGAAUAGGAAGUUGGUUCUGAAACCUAGGAUGCUUUGGUUCUUUGAAGCUGCUUUCAUGAUGUCUGCUUGUACUGAAUUACUUGACUGUGUCACAGUCCAAAUUAACUGGUUAAAUUUGACCUUUAGUGCAAUGGAAUUUAAUGUUUUGGUUGAAAGUUAGCCUAUAACUUAGUAAAAACACUGGUUCAGAAACUGUCACUAUGCAUAAAGAGAAGCUGUUCCUCUUGUGUUUUUUUAACCCAUGCAUCCAACACUUCUGCCAGACACGAGUGUCCAGUGCUGAGCGGUGUAUAAGUUCGCUUGGAACAGGUAAGCUGUGAACUCAGUCUGGACCUGCAACUUCUGUUGGUUCUUGAACCCAAAGGCAGAGAGCUGGGGCUCAGUAUUCUUAAUCCCCCAGGCUUGUAGGAUAUUUAAGAAAAUGUUCUGCUAGGAAAUCAAUCAUCUUUUGUUUUAAAUAAUACUCAGUGUGAUGCAGGAGGUUUCUUUCAAGCACUUUCUUUAAAACAAAUAUACUCACUGCAUUAGUUCAAUUUUCCACACUGCUGUAGAAUUGCAUAAUAACAUCUAGUACUAGAAAUCAGGUUUUGGGUUGUUUUUGAUAGUACCGAGUAUUAUGUUGUACAUUGUUCAAGUUCUAAAUACAUAAAAUAUCAUUAGUCUUGAGGAAUCUUUAAAGUAAUUUGCUAAAUAUUUUGAUUCUGCAGAAGAAAAACUAAUAAAACCCUCAAAUGUA
Oxyura jamaicensis (ruddy duck) is the source of this 2735-nucleotide messenger RNA. RefSeq names its product ubiquitin associated protein 1 (gene UBAP1). Bases 122 to 1687 code for a protein of 521 amino acids. The record is from RefSeq and is a predicted model, not a curated record. The transcript has 7 exons. Gene Ontology annotation, molecular function: ubiquitin binding; DNA binding. Lineage: Eukaryota; Metazoa; Chordata; Aves; Anseriformes; Anatidae. Gene Ontology annotation, biological process: ubiquitin-dependent protein catabolic process via the multivesicular body sorting pathway; regulation of DNA-templated transcription. Gene Ontology annotation, cellular component: ESCRT I complex.